Messenger RNA from Micromonas commoda, 555 nucleotides. RefSeq lists its product with no specific name. The annotation marks the transcript as partial. The record is from RefSeq and is a predicted model, not a curated record. Gene Ontology annotation, molecular function: ATP binding; protein kinase activity. Gene Ontology annotation, biological process: protein phosphorylation. The transcript has 2 exons. NCBI's taxonomy places the organism in Eukaryota, Viridiplantae, Chlorophyta, Mamiellophyceae, Mamiellales, Mamiellaceae.
GGAAGUACAGUCGCGGUGAAGGUGCUGGAUCCCAAGAAGAUCAACGGUGACGUCGUGGACGCCAUCAAGAGCGAGGUGACAGCCAUGACUGCCAACCGGCACCCCCAAAUUGUCACCGUCCUUGCUGCAUCGGUGCAGCUCCCAGAUGCCUCCAUCAUCAUGGAAUACUGCGCCCGGGGGUCACUCUCUGACGUUCUCGCGCGUGCGAGGAAGUCACCCGGUAGACUUUGCUGGCGCGUGCGGCUGCUCAUGGCCUCGGAUGCGGCGUGUGGCCUUGCUUACUUGCACUCGUCCGCCAACCAGAUUGCCCACAGAGACAUCAACACCCAGAAUCUGCUGGUGACGGAGGAUAUGCGGGUGAAGAUCGCAGACUUUGGGCUGUCCAGGCUGAUGGCUGAAUCUGAUCGAGACGCCAUGUCAGACGGACUCAGAAAUUGUCUCUUCCACGCUCCGGAGGUGAUACUGGCGGGUGAAAACACGGGGUUCGGGACGCGCGCGGAUGUCUUUUCGUUCGGGUGUGUGCUCUGGUGCCUCGCCACGCUGACCCCGCCAUGG